Molecule: messenger RNA, 606 nt
Organism: Aspergillus wentii DTO 134E9
Lineage: Eukaryota; Fungi; Ascomycota; Eurotiomycetes; Eurotiales; Aspergillaceae
Product: iron-sulfur cluster assembly protein CIA2
Exons: 2
Coding region: 1-606 (201 amino acids)
Biological process (GO): iron-sulfur cluster assembly
Source: RefSeq, a predicted model, not a curated record
AUGGCAUCAGAAAUGCAAAACUCCAAUCCCACCAUCCUGAAUGCUGCCGAUCUGCCUACACGGUUGCAUACCGCAGUAUCCCACAAACCCGGUGCCUAUGGAAUCUUUACCUCUGCCAUUCCAUCGCUUGCGAAUACAGACGACCCCUUCUCUACUAGUCCAUAUUCUCCAGCCGAAUCUGACAGCGAAGAUGAACUGAUGGAAGAACCGAUCGAUGAACAAGAAAUUUAUGAUCUUAUAUCUACCAUCUCUGACCCAGAGCACCCGAUUUCCUUGGGGUCUCUAGCUGUCGUUUCACUACCAGAUAUCCUUAUUAAACCGACUCUCCCAAACGUACCGGAUUCGCCUUUACGAACCGUAACCGUUCUCAUAACUCCCACCAUAACACACUGUAGCCUUGCCACCGUAAUAGGCCUUGGUGUUCGUGUUCGCCUUGAACAAUCGCUUCCACCACGAUUCCGCGUCGAUGUUCGAAUCAAGGAAGGGACACAUAGCACUGCCGAUGAAGUGAAUAAACAGCUAGCCGACAAAGAAAGAGUGGCUGCUGCAUUGGAAAAUGGAACACUGAUGGGUGUUAUUGCGAAGAUGCUAGAAACCUGUCAAUGA